AUGCGAGAGCUACAUCUCAACAACCUUCGCAUCCCUGGGGACGCCGUGCGCAAAUUGGCUCUGGGCUUCAAGGGCAACAGUGCGCUGUUGAAGGUGACAUUCACUUGGUGCCUGGUGGAUGCGAAAGGUGCAGAGAGUCUGGCAGAAGCGAUCGCAUGCGAGGAGACCAGAUUGGAAUCCCUGGAUCUGUCUCACAACGUCCUGAAGUGCAAAGGGGCCAAGCACCUCGCCGAUGCCUUGAUCCACAACUCCGUCUUGCAAAAGCUGGACCUGCGCUCCAACAUGAUUGCAGAUGACGGGGCAGCCAGCUUCGCAGGCCUCUUCAAGAACUCUGCCUUGCAGCUGCUGAGGCUCGAUGACAACCGCUUCGGGAACAAGGCGGUGCGCAUCUUGCAGAGAGCGCGGGACGAGGUCUUGAGGACUGAUGGCAAG
Messenger RNA from Symbiodinium sp. CCMP2456, 432 nucleotides. The record is from the annotation of a GenBank genome assembly. Lineage: Eukaryota; Dinophyceae; Suessiales; Symbiodiniaceae.